Messenger RNA from Emiliania huxleyi CCMP1516, 492 nucleotides. RefSeq lists its product as hypothetical. The record is from RefSeq and is a predicted model, not a curated record. The transcript has a single exon. NCBI's taxonomy places the organism in Eukaryota, Haptophyta, Isochrysidales, Noelaerhabdaceae. The annotation marks the transcript as partial.
AUGCUGGGGUGGCUCCGCUCGCUCUUCGAAGGGCCGCCUUCGAGUCGAGCCGGCUACCUGCUGGUGCCAUCCGCGGCCGGGCGUGAGAGAGAGACCGGCGUCGGCUGCGGCCGCCCUCGCUCGACCAGGCAGGCUCAGGCCGUUGCCGUGGCCGCUGUGAGCGCCGCCAUGGCCAGCGAGGGGUGCAGCAGGGCCUUCUCGGCCAUCAGUGGCGGCGUAUCGGCGCUGCACCGGGGCUCUGCAAUCAUACUGCUCCUGUUCCUCGUCUUUCUCGGCAUCGCUGCCGCCAUCGCCGACGGGGUGGUCACCGCCGAACGCGCGGCGAGGGUGUGGUCCGUGGUGCUUCCGGGCGUGCCGCUCGUCGCGCUGCCGAUCUCGGGCCUGCUGCUCCGGGACGACGAGAUCUUCGCGCUGGUCGGCGGGCAGAGCGCGGAGGCGCUUAGCUUCGAGCGGCUGUCGGGCUGGGUGGCGCCGACGCCCUUCAUAUGUGUG